This is a messenger RNA of Theobroma cacao (cacao), 2117 nucleotides long. It is a transcript of the gene VGDH2, whose product is annotated as VANGUARD-like protein. Gene Ontology annotation, molecular function: pectinesterase activity; enzyme inhibitor activity. The record is from RefSeq and is a predicted model, not a curated record. Gene Ontology annotation, biological process: cell wall modification. NCBI's taxonomy places the organism in Eukaryota, Viridiplantae, Streptophyta, Magnoliopsida, Malvales, Malvaceae.
AGGCAGAAGGGAAGUGCGCUUUCCAAUAAAAGUCUUUCUCCCGCCCGAGUCCCUUCAAGUUGAUUGGGAAUCGGAUCGUGUGCUAUAUUGGCCAAAGCCAGCCGGAGGGAGAUCCUUAAAAAAACAAAAAUCUAAAAAUAGUGGCUGAAAAAGGAAAAAAUUAGCAAAGAUGAUGGGUAAAGUAGUUGUUUCGGGGAUUUCCAUCAUUCUUGUGGUGGGAGUCGUCAUUGGAGUUGUUGCUGUGGUUCAUCGCAACGGCGACGAUAAGGCCGACUUGUCUCCACAGAUGAAGGCCGUGUCCAACUUCUGUUCAUCUACUGAUUAUCAAGAAGCCUGCAAGAAGACCCUCAGCUCUGUCAACAGCACUGAUCCCAAAGAUUACGUUGCCCAGGCUAUCUUAGCCUCUCAGGAAGCAGUGAAGAAAUUCUUCAACUAUUCUGACUCCCUGAUCGUUCAGGCCAAGAACGAUAGCCGAACAAAGAUGGCCUUGGAUGAUUGUAAGGAGAUGAUGGACUACGCCAUUCAGUCCCUCCAGGCAUCGUUCUCCGAGGUGGGUGAUGGUGAAUUGCGCAGCAUCAAUGACCGCAUAGCCGAUCUCAGGACCUGGUUGAGCGCUGUUAUCUCAUACCAGCAGUCAUGCUUGGAUGGUUUCGAACCGGAGACCACCAUGCAUCAAACCAUGACAACCGGUAUUGCUGAUGCUAGCGAACUCACAGCCAAUGCCUUGGCAAUUGUGACAAAGUUGUCCGACAUUCUUUCCAAAUUCGGUCUCCAGUUGGCUAUUCCUACCACCCGUAGGCUUCUUUCUGUUGAGAAGGAUGGCUAUCCCUCAUGGUUCUCGGCUGCAGACCGCAAGCUUUUGGCUAGGAUUGAUAACCGCAACUUGAGACCAAAUGCUGUUGUGGCUAAGGAUGGCAGUGGCCAGUUCAGGACCAUUGCUGCUGCCCUUGCUGCCGCUCCUAAGAAUUCCAAGGUCCGACAUGUGAUUUAUGUCAAGGCUGGAAUCUACAACGAGUACAUCACCGUGGACAAAAAAACUACCAACAUCCUCAUGUAUGGUGACGGCCCAAGAAAGACCAUUGUCACUGGCCACAAGAACUUCGUUGAUGGCACAUCCACCUGGCAGACUGCCACUUUCUCCGCUAUUGGAGAUGGUUUCAUUGCCAAAUCCAUGGGAUUCCAAAACACUGCUGGUCCUCAAAAGCACCAGGCCGUGGCUCUUCGCAUCCAAUCCGAUAAGUCAGCCUUCUUCAACUGCAGAAUGGAUGGCUACCAAGACACCUUGUACAAUCAAGCCAACCGUCAGUUCUUCCGCAACUGUGUCAUCUCUGGCACCAUUGACUUCAUCUUCGGUGACUCCCCUACCAUUAUCCAGAACUCACUGAUCAUCGUCAGGAGGCCAAUGGAUAAUCAACAGAACACAGUGACUGCACAGGGCAAGACCAAUGCGCAUGAGAACACUGGUACCGUGAUCCAGAACUGCAGGAUAGUCCCCGAGCAGAAGCUCUUCGCUGACAGGUUCAAGAUCCCAACAUACUUGGGCAGGCCGUGGAAGCAAUACUCUACAACUGUUAUCAUGGAGUCCACCUUGGGAGACUUCAUUCAGCCUGCUGGAUGGUUGCCCUGGGCUGGAAGCAAUUUUCUCAACACUCUCUACUAUGCUGAGUACAACAACCGUGGCCCUGGUGCUAACACCGCUAAGAGGGUUAACUGGAAGGGUUACCACAGGAUUGACAGGCGGACUGCAAUGAGAUUCACUGUUCAAUCCUUCCUUUUGGGCCGUGAGAAUUGGUUGCCCGCCACUGGCAUUCCUUUCACAGCUGGCUUGAGAUAUUGAACACAUGUUAAUGAAGAAAAUGUGGAAUGAGAGUCCAAAAAACAUAAAGAAAAGAAAAGAGAUCAACUGCACAAAAACCUACAUAGAGAGAACUUUAUAGUGGUCGCUAGCAAAUGGAGGCGCAUCUCAUCUCAUUUUGAUUUUCCUUUUGUAAGUUUAUGUUUAGGGAUCUCUUUCAGGGCUCUUACGUCCGUCUUUGUCUUUGUUGUGGUAUGGUAAUUCUUUUAUUGAUCCAAAAAAUAAUAAUAAUAAAACACACAAGAAGCUCAUAAUUCAAAUA